Molecule: messenger RNA, 624 nt
Organism: Penicillium lagena
Lineage: Eukaryota; Fungi; Ascomycota; Eurotiomycetes; Eurotiales; Aspergillaceae
Exons: 3
Coding region: 1-624 (207 amino acids)
Molecular function (GO): acyltransferase activity, transferring groups other than amino-acyl groups
Source: RefSeq, a predicted model, not a curated record
AUGGUGGACCAAGACUACAUGACUGUGGAGCCUGCCACCCUGGCUGAUAUAUCUGAUUUGAUCUCUCUUAUCAACGAGGGACUUAACCCGGAAGGAGAGGAAAAUGUUUAUCCGCACGAUGUUCACGGGACUAAGUUUGCUACGGAUGUCUUGAACGCCCUCGUGCAAGCCGAUAAGAAGCGCGUCGUGGUGUUUGUCGUUCGUGAUCCGAAGGGUUCGGUCAUUUCGACGGCAACCGUGCACAAGAUCGAUGCCGGAGAGAGCUUCGCCAGUGCAUGGACCGGAACCGACUGGGGCAUUCCUCUGCAACAGGGGGUUCAGCCUGAAACCCUGGAUGCGGUGUUCGGUGCGUGGGCGAGACGCCAUAAUAAGCUGAUGAAUCCCAACCCUCGUGUUUUCCUUGAGGCUCUUGUCACCCGGAAGACCUGGCAGAAGCGAGGAUGCGCAUCGGCCAUCCUCGAAAAGGCGGGUGAGACGGCAGACGAGUACGACUAUCCCUUGUUCCUCGAUGCGAUGAUCCCGGAAUUUUACCAGAAGCGGGGUUAUAUUGUUCUUCCUGAUACAUCGGGCACAGAAGCUGUGGGGUUGCCUAUGGUCAGGAAGAAAAAGAGCGAGCGUGUUUGA